Messenger RNA from Cadophora gregata, 1032 nucleotides. RefSeq lists its product as uncharacterized. The transcript has a single exon. The record is from RefSeq and is a predicted model, not a curated record. Bases 1 to 1032 code for a protein of 343 amino acids. Lineage: Eukaryota; Fungi; Ascomycota; Leotiomycetes; Helotiales; Ploettnerulaceae.
AUGACUUCUCUGGAUCCAUCUUGGCAGAUUAAUUGGGGAGGCUUGAAUCCUACGGAAUGGGGACAUGCAGCCUUAAUGGAUCGUUACCGACAGGAAACCCGCAACGAACUAAGGCUUGAUAAACGUAAUACGCUUCUAAAUGGCGAGAGUCUAAUUUGUGGUGGUUAUUUCUACGACUCAGUAUACUCGUUUUCAAGAGGCCCUGAUGCAACAGAAACAGGACUCAAAACGCAAGCAUACAGCUGGGCUAUAUCACGAGAACCGUUCCCUGAGCAUCCUCCUAUCCGGCAUGCCGCAUUGUUCCAUCCAGCAGCUUUCAUAACUCUUUUGUGGCGUCAGUUGACAUUUUUAGAGCAUAAGCAUGUGCUCAUGCGCAACCAAGUUGGCCCUAAAUUCGGAGCCCGUUUCCUCUCUUAUAUAAUCACCACGGACAAUGACGACGAAUAUUUGUUGGCUACAUUUCUCAGCGAUUCUCCCGAAGCUCUUGCAGACUUGCAGGAAUGCAGAGCAAGAAUGAGCUGGCAUAGAGACACACUUAUGGUCCCGACACCAGACGGCGAACUCAGCCUCUUCCAGCAUGCUGAAAGGUUCUUAGGAAUGGAAAAUAGGCCGUUUCUGUGGCAAAAAGCUAGCCAGAUGAAUUACCCGCCACAUUUGCGAGAGAAGGCUGUGUUGGUGAUUCUGCAAUCUAUCGAGGCUUUAACUAACGGCCUGCGUAUCCUCGAUCACUAUUGUAUGGGGAUCAUUGCUACGUCAACAGGCGCAGUUCUUCUCUCACGGGGUCACGUAGAGAAAGAAGAUAUUAUAUGUAAUAUGCAUGGUUAUGACUGUAUUCUGGUUCUGAGAGAAUGGUUGGGUGGCUUUCGAUACGUAGGAGAAACUUCGAAGAUGGUUGGGCGUGGUUAUUGUUGGGAUGAAGGAUUUCGACAAAUCAUUGGCAAUGACGCAUCGGCCGGAUGCAAAGAGUCUCAGAGUCCCAGCGAUGAUGAGGAAGCUGGAGAGUACAAGGAGCGGAGGUUCAAGAUAUUGUGA